Messenger RNA from Fopius arisanus, 2814 nucleotides. RefSeq lists its product as uncharacterized. NCBI's taxonomy places the organism in Eukaryota, Metazoa, Arthropoda, Insecta, Hymenoptera, Braconidae. The coding region runs from base 295 to 1683 and encodes 462 amino acids. The transcript is spliced from 4 exons. The record is from RefSeq and is a predicted model, not a curated record. Gene Ontology annotation, molecular function: ubiquitin protein ligase activity. Gene Ontology annotation, cellular component: cytoplasm.
UGCGGGAAAUUUCUAGUGAGAUUUGAGAAGAAAUCCAUUCAUAAUUUUCGGGUCUUCCCAUAAUUUUAUCGCUCAGUACUCAAGAACAAGAAUACAAACGUCAAUCGUAUAUUCACAAGUUAAUGUUCAUCAGUGAAUCAUUGGCAGUCACAAUUUUCAGUUCAUCGGGCAUUGAAAUUUGCAUCAAGUGCUGAUUCAUCUGUAAUUGUCGAGACACUACUGCGUAUUAAUUAUCGUAAUCAUCCAGCAAAUCAUUUGCCUCAUCCGGUUGACAGUGUGGAAGACUAAAUCAAAAUGAACGAUUUGCAGCAAGAGGUACUCACAAUAUGCAAAGACCUGGAUGAGUACCUAAAAUGUACAAAGUGUUAUCGUAUAUUGAACAACGAAAUUUACCUCUGCGAAGCAGGCCACCUGGUCUGUUCCUCUUGCGCCCAAUAUUCCUCCAACGAAACAUGUUCGAUCUGCAGGAUGAAGUACACAAAGACACGAAAUUUCUUAGCUGAGAAGUUGAUGACAAACCUGGAGACAAUCAAAGAAAAGAUGAAUGAUAAUAUGAAAGAUAAUGACGACGACGUCAAGUGCAUUUCCAGCGAGUCCAACAACGUCUUCUGGAAAACUUGGCCCUGCCAGGUUGAAAAGUGCAAGUUCCAAGGAACUAUUCAGGAAAUUCGUGAACACUGCAAGGAGAAUCACUCUGGUAUUUACAUAGAGCAUUGCGAUUCGAUUCUUCCACACUCAACAGAUUUUUUUUUGGAGUACGCAUUUCCUCGUAGGAUCGAACGACUCCUAAAUAUUCCAGGAGUUGGUUUAUUCCUUCUUCAGGUGGCUACUUACGAUAAUGGAGCUCUCCGAGCUUUUUUGCUCAUGUACGACACUGGGAGGAAUGCGAAAAGGUAUCAGUACAAGUUGAAGGUCCAGUGUAAUGCCCAGAACUCGAUCGUCGAGGGACAGGUCGACUCUGUUCGUAUUCCAAAGCCACAUCUCUCCAAGAAAGGUCUUUUCGUGCCAAGAGCCCACACCCUUCAGCAGGAACUGCAGGCUGCUCUUAAAUUCACGUGCCAUGUUGAAUUGAGCAGAAAUAUUCAACCACCAGAGCAGAACCCCCAGAUCUCCCAGAAGAAGAAGCUUGAAAAAAACUUCUCGAAGAAUCAAAACAAGUCAACGAAUGGAAAUUCUCAGAAUCUUGAGGAUAAAUCUAGCGAUUCAGCCACCAAUAAGCCAAAUCGUCUGAAGAAUCAUAACGGGAAGAAGACACCGAUCGAGGUAAAGUCUUCAGAGCCCCAGAAUCCCCUGUCGAAGGUGACUAAUCCUUUGCAGAUCAGGGAAGGAUUUGUGAAAUUAGGAGGAUCCAGGAGUGAUCCUUUGAACUCAAAUCUACCAUCUGUCGUAAAUCCAAUGUCGAGUUACGGAGGACAAGCCGUCGGGUAUCAGCCACCUCGGGGAGGAAUCAAUUCUGGAGUGGUACCUCCUCCUCAAGGAUUGUUCCCUGGGGCGAAUCCUUAUUAUCGUCCUCCAAAUUAUGGACAGGCAAGUGCUCCAGUAGAACCGGUAGCAGUUCAGUAUCCAGAUCUAACACACCUGCAACGGACACUUUCACAGGAUCGAUUGAGGGUAGCAGAGAGGAAUGGCUGCAAAGGGGAUUCAAAGGAAAAAAAAUCCCAAGAUAAAUGUGUUAUUUCUUAAAGAAGGUUUAUCUGAAAUGAUUUCGACAAAGUAUAUUCGAGAAAAUGUCUCAAGGCCCUUUUUUAAAAAAUUAGUUCUAUGGUAAAGAGAGAUAUACGAGAGAUAAAAGAGAUAUUUUCUCCAAGUAUUGAUAAUUAUCGGAAUGCUUGUAAAAUUUAUCGAAAUUGAUAACGAAACAUGGAAAAACGAAUCAAUCUAGCUUCAUCAGUUGAAAUAUAAAUCCUUCGUGAUUAUUUGAAGCUUUAACAGAUUGAGAUCGUCGUCAGAAAUGAGUAUUCAAAGAUUUUUUGGGGGUAAGGAAAUUUUCGACCUAAUGCGUGUCAAUAUUUUCUCUAAACGCCAGAAGUACAGAGAUGAUUAUAAUAAAUAUGAUAUUCCAUGUCGCAAUGGUGAAUUUUUUAUAAUGUAAAUAUCUCAAAAUCGAUUAGGCGUAAAGAAAAAUAUCGAUACUUUUGUCGAAACUUUUUCCAAUCCGGUCCUAAAAUUUCUUUGAAAUCUCUUGAUCGCAGUAAUUAUUAAAGAAAUUUAAUUAUUUCAUGAAUUGAGAGUAAAUUCGGUAUUCUUUAAAAGACCGAAACUGUUACAUCGUUAAUUAUUCAUUACCUCUCGUGAUUUUAUUGAUGGCAUUAGUAGUGAUUUGUUCAUGGACUUUUAGAGUUCAUCGUCAGAGGUAUGAGAUACAUAUUUUUACUUACAUGAGGCUCAAUCCUAAUUAGUGGAUAAUUGUUGCCUUUAAUGGAGUUGCUCAGAAGUUAAACGUAAUAAUGGCAAGUUUAGUUAUGAUUGCUAAUAAUUAUUGCUGUUGUAAAUGGGUUUAUUACAAUACCCUGCGUCGUAAGACAAUCGAAAGAUGUCAUAAAUAGGGACUUUCAAUCCCGAAUAGCCCAAAUAUUUACCAUGAAAUGUGAGUAUAUAUCACAACUGUAAAGAAACUCUUUGAGAGAAAAUGUCGAGAAAUAUUUUUUUAUCCUGAUUUUCAUCAGUUACAAAAAACACCCCUUGACAUAUUUCCUGAAUCUGGAAUCAAUGAAAUAUCUAACCACUAUUUUUAUGUUCACUAUUUUAACAUCAAAUGUAUUAAAUAAAAAGUGAAAAAAACCAUGUAUUAAAUAAAGUGAUUUUCAAAUAAAA